AAAGGAAAAAUGAUAAAAUGAAGUAACUAAUGCGGUGUGGCGCCAUCUUAUCAUCGUUUUUUUUCUCAUAUUAUCCAACACCAUAAGAGCCAAAGGCAGCAGCUCUCUCACUCUCCUCUGCUCUUCAUGGAGUCUCUUUCCAGAUGCUUCUCUGCUUCCCCACCACCUCCACUAAACCCUUUCAAAACCCCUAAAUCAACUCCAAAAUCAUAUUUUCUCUUCUCAAAUCACAAUCCCAAACCCCUUUCCUUCAAUUCUCCUCAAACCUUCUCCUCUCCCACCAUUGAACACCAAUCCAACAACCACCCUUUCCUCAUCUCCAGUAAUUUCGACAAAGAUCUCUCUUUAUUCAUCUCCCACCAACUUUCUCUCAAAUCCCACUUCUCUGUUCUGUUUCUUGGAUUCUCUUUCCCACUUUCUUGUUUUGCCUCUGAAACCGCUGCUCUUCCUACUGAAGAAAUGCCCAGCAAGAUUAACUUGGAAUCCAUUUUGGUUUCCAUUGAUAACUUUUUCAACAGGUACCCGUUCUUUGUUGCUACCGUCGUUUUCAUUUGGCUUGUUGUGAUCCCCUUAACUGAGGAGUAUUUUCACAAGUACAAGUUUAUCUCUGCCAUUAAUGCAUUCAAGAAGCUACAGGAGGACCCCAAUUCUCAGUUGUUGGAUAUAAGAGACAGUAAGAGUGUGGCUUAUUUGGGUUCUCCCAAUUUGAAAAUCUUGAAUAAGAGUGUGAUGCAGGUCGAGUUUCUAGAAGGAGAUGAAGAGGGUUUUUUGAAGAGGGUUUUGGAGAAUUUCAGGGAGCCAACUAAUACUACUGUUUGUAUUGUAGACAAUUUUGAUGGUAACUCUAUGAAAGUGGCUGAGCUAUUGGUUAGGAAUGGUUUUAAAGAGGCUUACGCUAUUCGGGGAGGGAUUAGGGGCAAAAAGGGAUGGCAGGAAAUACAAGAGACGCUCCUACCUCCAUCUGUUCACAUCUAUCCUAAGAAGAUGACCAAAAUUCCCAAACAACUUGAUACAAAUGGAAGGCUAAAGCGAAAGGAUGGUAACAAUGAUGACUUGUUCUCAAAUACAACAGGGUCCAGUUCUAGUAACACUCCUAUAGAAAUCAAGAAUGAAGAUUUUAGUUCCAUUAGUCCCACUGUCCAAUCAAAAGGGGGUCAAAGGCCACUGUCUCCAUACCCAAACUACCCCGAUUUCAAACCUCCAUCUUCCCCAACUCCAUCAAAGCCAAGUUGAUCCUUCCAUGUUCCUUUAGCAUCUUGCAUCAUCGUUGUUGCUGAUCUCCAGGAGCAGGAGAAGAAACAUACAGAUUGCCCUGAUCUUGGUUUCUUCUCAGGGUACAUUCUUAGAAUGGAAAAUUUCUUGAGGAAAUAAUGAUCAAAAGGUUGCGCAUUUUUAACCAUUCCAUUGAUUCAUAUGUUGGAAACAGUCCACAUAAUCUUUAGUCCUGUGAGUUUGCCUGAAAAUGCCUUUCACAAACUCUGCAUUAACUGUCAAUUUUUGGCUUUCAUUCCUUGUUCAACUUACAACUUUUCUUAGAUUUCCUGUGUUUCUCCUUCUCAUUUGUGUUCAAGAAUUUUGAGUAAAUUCACUUCUGUACAA
Molecule: messenger RNA, 1599 nt
Organism: Sesamum indicum (sesame)
Lineage: Eukaryota; Viridiplantae; Streptophyta; Magnoliopsida; Lamiales; Pedaliaceae
Product: Rhodanese/Cell cycle control phosphatase superfamily protein
Source: RefSeq, a predicted model, not a curated record